ACAAGGUAUUGUGUUAUUGGUCAGUUUUGGAUAAAAAACGUAGCAAGCAACCUCCUUCAAUUUGUUUAAUCCUGCUACUCACAUUAACUAAUCACACGCUAACAUCGUGGCCGAUACAAUAAUUUCAUACGGAUCAUGAUGCAAUGAACUGGUAAUAAAACUUCUUCCGGAUUCAGAAAUGGAGUCAUCAGUCCAAUUUCUCGAUCGGUUCUGCCUCCACACUCCGACGCCAAAAUGGAGGCUCCUUUGUUGGAUGAGACGGUGGAGGGUGCUGUCGAUUACAAUGGCCGCCCAGUCCUCAGAUCCAAAUUCGGCGGCUGGAGAUCCGCCUCCUUCAUCAUAGGAGUGGAGGUUGCCGAGAGAUUCGCCUAUUACGGAAUCGCCUCCAACCUGAUUAACUUCUUAACGGACGAGCUCCGCCUGUCCACGGCCGCAGCAGCGCAGAAUGUCAAUGUCUGGUCCGGAGUCGCCAUGAUGCUACCUCUACUCGGAGCUUUUCUGGCCGAUUCCUUCCUCGGACGAUACCGCACUAUCGCUCUUUCCUCUGCCCUUUACAUUCUGGGACUUGGAUUGUUGACUGUGUCUGCAACAUUACCUUAUUCGAGCACUUCUGCCUGCCAACAGACAGAAAACCGUGUACCAUGUUCCCCCAGUCUCGUCCACGUAGUUUUAUUUUUCUUCUCCUUAUAUAUUGUGGCAUUUGCUCAAGGGGGACAUAAGCCUUGCGUCCAAGCUUUCGGAGCCGAUCAAUUUGAUGGACAACAUCCAGAAGAGAGCAAAGCUAAAAGCUCUUUCUUUAAUUGGUGGUACUUCGGUAUCGCUGUGGCCACUUUUGCAACAUUUACUACAGUGAGCUAUGUGCAAGAUAACCUUAGCUGGAGUCUUGGGUUUGGAAUUCCUUGUAUUGCUAUGGUUUUUGCACUGCUAGUCUUCUUGCUUGGAACUAAGACGUACAGGUACAGUAGCGAAGGAGAUGUGGAAAACCCAUUUGUGAGGAUUGGACGUGUGUUUGUCAUGGCAGUACGAAAUUGGCGAGUAAUAUCUUCAGAAAUAGCUCAUGAAGAGGAAAUCCUUGGCCUUUUACCGCACCAUAGCUCUCAACAGUUCAGGUUCCUAGACAAAGCUUUGAUUGUACCUAAUAGUUUGAAGGAAGACNAAGAAGUCAUCGGUAUAAACCCCCCCUGA
This is a messenger RNA of Cucurbita pepo subsp. pepo (vegetable marrow), 1185 nucleotides long. Lineage: Eukaryota; Viridiplantae; Streptophyta; Magnoliopsida; Cucurbitales; Cucurbitaceae. The record is from RefSeq and is a predicted model, not a curated record.